Molecule: messenger RNA, 2366 nt
Organism: Acanthochromis polyacanthus (spiny chromis)
Lineage: Eukaryota; Metazoa; Chordata; Actinopteri; Pomacentridae
Gene: slc38a11
Product: solute carrier family 38 member 11
Exons: 12
Coding region: 104-1417 (437 amino acids)
Biological process (GO): amino acid transmembrane transport
Molecular function (GO): amino acid transmembrane transporter activity
Source: RefSeq, a predicted model, not a curated record
AAACUGAUGGACAUUUUUACAAACUUCGCCUAGUUCAGUCACACUGCAGAUAUGUGAGAGGAGACUAAAAGGACAAAGGAACCAGAGCGGCAGCAACUCCAGCAUGGCUCAGCAGCUGAAUAAUGAAGAAGGGACCACAUUAAUUCCUCCAGAUAAAGCAGCCGGAGAGUCAAGAAGUUCUCUGAUAUCUGCGUCUUUUAAUUUCAUCAAUUCCAUAAUAGGAUCUGGAAUAAUAGGUUUACCAUACGCAUUGAACCAGGCAGGCCUCCCUUUUGGCCUCCUCCUUCUGAUAGUUGUUGGAUUCAUCACAGAUUACUCAAUCAUCUUACUAAUUAAAGGAGGACACCUCUCAGGAACCAGCAGCUAUCAGUCACUGGUCCAGAGCACAUUUGGUUUACCUGGAUUCCUGAUUCUGUCUGGACUGCAGUUCCUUUACCCUUUCAUUGCUAUGAUCAGCUACAACAUCACAACUGGGGACACACUGACCAAAGUGUUUCAGAGAAUACCUGGAGUUGGUCCAGAUCACAUACUUGCAGAGCGUCACUUUGUGAUCUUGCUGUCAACUGUUUUAUUCACGCUGCCUCUCUCACUUUAUCGAAACAUAGAGAAACUCGGGAAGGUAUCCCUCCUGUCAAUGGUGCUGACGCUUACCAUCCUCGUCAUUGUCGUCAUCAGAGCAGCUACACUUGGACCCCAAAUCAUCCCCACAGAGAAUGCAUGGGCAUUCGCAAAGUGGAAUGCGAUUCAGGCAGUCGGUGUCAUGUCUUUCGCCUUUAUAUGCCACCACAACAGCUUCCUUAUCUACGGCUCUCUGGAGCAGCCCACGCUGGCUAACUGGUCUCGAGUCACCCACGUCUCUGUGGGCUCAGCGCUGAUAGUCAGUGCUGUAUUUGCUGUUGCUGGCUAUUCAACUUUCACUGGCUACACACAAGGGGACAUAUUUGAGAACUAUUGUCGAAAUGAUAACCUGGCGACAUUUGGCCGCUUCUGUUUUGGACUCAGCAUAAUAACCACCUUUCCACUGGAGUGUUUUGUUACGCGAGAGGUGGUGUCCAACGUUAUUUGCAGUCGUGAUCUCUCCAGAGCUGAGCACGUGUCCAUAACAUUGCUCAUAGUUGCAGUUUGCACAGCGAUAUCUUUGGCGUAUGACUGUCUGGGAGUUGUUUUGGAGCUGAAUGGUGUUCUGAGCGCCACGCCUCUGAUCUUCAUCAUUCCAUCUGCGUGCUUCCUCAAACUCUCACCCGGCCCUUGGUUCCAGAGUGAAAACCUGAUACCCAUUGUGCUGAUAUUAAUUGGCGUGUUUGUCAUGAUCACUGGUCUGAUCAUGACCAGCCUCUACCCUCAAGACUGUUCACACGGUGUGGAGAUGUUCUACUGUGCAGAUGCCAAUGUCUCUGUCACUGUACCUCCUGUAUGAAAGGAAAAAGUGUGAAAUGUUUACUUGUAUUAAUCUUUUUUUAAAAACAACACUUACAUUAUAUGACAAAAAAUAUGAGUAGCUCCUUUGUGAUCAGUAACAGGCCCUUACCUCAAGAUGAUUGUCUGUGGUGAAAGCAAGGUUCAUUAUGCAGGAACUUUGAUUCAUAAAUGGGAACCUUAAAAAAAUCAAGUGAAUACCGAGUUUUUGUACUUGUUAAUAUGCCCAUAUGGUGUUUUUUAUAUUGUGGAAGAAACAUCAUGAGCAAAAAUGAAGUCAGUUACAUGGCUGAAACUGUAAUGUACUGACUCAAAAACACAUGCACAGUUUUAUAUGUAACAAAUCUAAGAAACCAGUUGUUUGACUUUGCUGGGUGGCCCAUUCUCUAGAAUUAUUCUUCUUUAGAACUGGCUUUUGUUUCGAACACAUCCCGUCACAUCAUUGAGUAUUUUCCAGUGUUUACACAGAACCACGGGGGAGCCGGUUCACUCAAACUGCAACAUUUCAGCUAUUUGAAGGCAGGAGGGUAUUACUUUCAGGGGAAAUAUGUAACUUUGAUGCAUAAAGAUAGAUUAUUCAGGGUUAAAUCAGGGAUUGAGGAGGGAUUUUAAAACCCAUAUAGGGAUGAAAUGUAAUUGCAUUCACCAGACCAUUGAACAUAAAUGACUUCUGGCCUCACUAAUGUUCCUGAGCCUGAAUGGGAGCAGACAAUUCCAAAAUCUUGUGGAAAGUCUUUCCAGGAGAUUAAAAACUGUGGAAAAGCAUAUAAUGAUAGUUUUGGAACAAGACACAACUUGGCAUGAUAUUGAGGUGUCCACAUACAUUUAGCCAUAUAGUGUGGGAGGUGAUUUUUUAAAUAUUCUUCAAGCCUGCUUUGAUAUGUAUUGCUGUGGGAAUGUACUCGGAAGGGAAAUUGUUCGUUUCCACAUCCAGCCACGUGGUGUCACUG